This is a messenger RNA of Lasiosphaeria miniovina, 1455 nucleotides long. RefSeq lists its product as uncharacterized. Gene Ontology annotation, biological process: regulation of DNA-templated transcription; chromatin remodeling. The record is from RefSeq and is a predicted model, not a curated record. The coding region runs from base 1 to 1455 and encodes 484 amino acids. Gene Ontology annotation, cellular component: chromatin; nucleus. Lineage: Eukaryota; Fungi; Ascomycota; Sordariomycetes; Sordariales; Lasiosphaeriaceae. The transcript has 3 exons.
AUGGCCGACAAACCCACGGCCAACGGCGAUACCAAUGGUAUCAUCACACCUGUUGACGAAACCAACGGUAAUGGCGCCGCCAACGACAACAAUGCCCCUACCAACGGCCCAGAUCUUCUGGCUCCUGAAGUUGUCGAUGAAUCGCCGAUAGUUCGGGACCCAAGUCUCGUCCACAACGAAGAAAACCGCCCAUUUUCAUGGCUCCAGCCGCAUCCCAUCUUUGUCAUUGCUCUUGUCGGGCCUGAGGAGACGCCCUUUGGCAUCCAGAAGGAUUUCCUCUGUGCUAAAUCGGCAUACUAUAAAAAGUAUUUUGUUGAUAACCCAAACCCCGGCUCGCUCGAGAACCUCGUGAGACUGCCCGACACCCCUGUCGAGGUCUUCGCCUACGCCCAGAACUUCUUGUUCACCGGCCACGUCUCCCCCGGUUUCGAUAACCUUCCCUCAUACGAUGUUCUCAUUGGCGUCUGGAAGCUGGGCCACCACUUGGCUAUCGAGGGUCUCUGCGACGCCACUCUUGAUGCCAUGACCGACUGCCGUCGCGUCACGCAGCACAUUCCCGCAACCCCUCUGUUGGUUCAGGUCUGGAAAGAUACCCCUGAGGGCUCUUCCAUUCGCAAGCUCCUCCUGUCAUGGGCCGCUGAGUACAUGCGCUCGUCCGACUCACGCGCCGAGUUUGCCCGCUCACUCCCCCAAGAAGUCCUGAGCGAGUUGGUUGUGGCUAUGAGCUCUUUGGAUACCACUCCUCUUGUUCAGGUUAACGCCGCAUCCGCAGACGCUGCAUUACCUACCAACGCAUUCCAUGUUGGCUCUGCUGCUGCCGCCGCAGCUACCGAGGCCGCGAUUGCUGCACAGGCCGCUCCGCGCCGAAAUGUUCACUAUCUGGAUUCCGGUGAUACCGAUGGUGGCCAAGCUCGACACAUCAAGAAGCAACGCCACUCAGAUGUGCUCCCCAACGGCUCGGCGCCCGCUGUUCCUAAGACGACAAUGGCCAAGAAGACGGGUCCGAGGGUCUCUCUACCAUCCGGGAAGCCCGUAACAAAACGCCGCUCUACUGGCUUUGGGGCUGGCAUCCAGCCGUCGACCAAUCAGAAGCUGAACUUUUGCGCCGAUUUAUUGACGAGAAUGCUCUCUGGUCCUGGAUUCUGGACUCGUCUUGUUGGCCCCUUCAAGGAGCCCGUUGACCCUGCCUCAGAUGGUGUACCAGACUAUCUAGAGAAGGUUACUAAGCCCAUGGACCUUGGCACUAUGAAGGCCAAGAUGGACCGCCGAGAGUACAAUGAUGACCAGGAGUUCCUCGCAGACAUGAACCAGAUCUUCUCCAACUGCUACACGUACUGGAGCAAAAAGGACCCCAUGUGGGGCGCCUGCGAGCGACUCCAGAAGACCUUCGAGGAAAAGUUCUCACAGAUGAAUAAGUGGAUCGCGAAGCUCGAGGGUGACGAGGGAGGUCACUAA